AUGCAGAAUACAGUAGCUUUUGUCCACUGCUGCUCCUAUAGCAGUCCACAUAACCAUCUUCUGCCGGCAAAGGAUAAGUACUACCUCCUGACUGAGAAAGAAUCUGAGAAGCAUUGUCGGGUAGAUAUUGUCAUCCAUCACAUCCGAGCGUAUCCAGGUGCAAGAUCUGCAAACUCAUUCUUAAUACCAGAAAGAAUAUUAGAAGCUCAGAAUAAUACUGAGUUGAAAGAAUACAAGCUCCCUGGUGUUGAAUCAGUUGAAACUGAGGAAAGUGCUUCAUCUUCUUUUGCUGCACCUUCAAAACCUGAGACAAAGAUAAAAUUUGACUUAAAUGAAGGUUUGAUAGCAGAUGAUGGAAAAUAUGGGGAGCCNGUGUUGAAAGAAUCCAAGCUCCCUAGUGUUGAAUCAGAUGAAACUGAGGAAAGUGCUUAUUCUUCUUCUUCUUCUUCUUCUUUUGCUGCACCUUCAAAACCUGAGACAAAGAUAAAAUUUGACUUAAAUGAAGGUUUGAUAGCAGAUGAUGGAAAAUAUGGGGAGCCAGUCAACUGCAUAGCUCCAGAUUCGACCAAUGUUCAUUUGAUUAACUCAUUACUUUCUGCUACUAAUGGCAAAAUUAACAUCAUCGAGAUCAAGACGAACACGACUUCUUCAAGGAGUGGGACUCGUUUUCAAAUGAUGAAGAUCAUGGGUGCACAGAUGAGGAGAAGUCGCUGA
This is a messenger RNA of Fraxinus pennsylvanica, 714 nucleotides long. The record is from the annotation of a GenBank genome assembly. Lineage: Eukaryota; Viridiplantae; Streptophyta; Magnoliopsida; Lamiales; Oleaceae.